CGUAAACUACUGGAUUCGAGUCUUGGAUUUGCUGCAGGUGUAAUGACGGCUGCAUCAUUUUGGUCGCUCCUGGCGCCAGCCAUCGCAAUGGCCGAGGAAUCAAAACUGUAUGGUGAAAACGGAGAGUAUUCCUUUAUCCCUGUCGGAAUUGGAUUCCUGCUCGGUGCUCUGUUCGUCUUCGGCGCCGACGUUCUGAUCACCCAUCUGGGCAUGCACUCUCCGAACAUGAUGCUAGCAUUGCAUUCGACGACUCGCAAAGAGAAAAACGAAGAUGUGAUGAAGAGGAACUCGCACAUAGCCACCGUCGAAGAGGCGACGGUGGACAUGUACGAGAGUGGUGGUGGUGGUGGUGUUGGUGGUGCAGCGCACCGACGACGAGUUUCCCAGACAUAUGAGGAAGGCUCGAACAUUGAGGAAAUUCAGCACGGCCAGUGGAAGAGGAUUAUGUUGCUGGUGAUCGCGAUCACCGUGCACAAUAUACCGGAAGGUCUGGCUGUCGGCGUCGGGUUCGGCGCUAUCGGAAGAACACCAUCCGCGACCCUAGAAAGCGCCAGGUGAGUCUUUUCAUCAUUU
Molecule: messenger RNA, 573 nt
Organism: Nicrophorus vespilloides
Lineage: Eukaryota; Metazoa; Arthropoda; Insecta; Coleoptera; Silphidae
Gene: Zip48C
Product: zinc transporter ZIP11
Exons: 3
Biological process (GO): zinc ion transmembrane transport
Cellular component (GO): membrane
Molecular function (GO): zinc ion transmembrane transporter activity
Source: RefSeq, a predicted model, not a curated record